Marasmius oreades (fairy-ring Marasmius) is the source of this 2485-nucleotide messenger RNA. RefSeq lists its product as uncharacterized. The coding region runs from base 66 to 2111 and encodes 681 amino acids. Lineage: Eukaryota; Fungi; Basidiomycota; Agaricomycetes; Agaricales; Marasmiaceae. The record is from RefSeq and is a predicted model, not a curated record. The transcript has 4 exons.
CUCAGCCUGGCCAGGUCCUACCCAGUGCCUUACCUCUUUUCCACACGACCAUCACGACCAUUGCCAUGAACCGCCCACGAUUCAGCGUUCUCGAGGAGUUUGAUCCUCUUGUUGCUGAACAGACAGAACCAAUUACUCCCACAGCUCUUGACUUGGACCGUGAAGACGAACUUUCAGAUCCAGAGAAAGAGAACACUGUACCAGCCAAUAUCACCAUGCAUACAUUUUUUACAAAAGGCUACAAGAAGAUCUAUUCGACGCCGGUCAAGCUUACCAAGCGCCUCAUUGACGUUGGUGAUGUGACCGUAGCAUCAGCGGGCGAGGAAGGCGAUUUGAAUGGGGAGGACCAGGAAGACGAGAAUGACGAGGGUCUGUACCUUCCGACGACACCAAAAUCUACGAUUGUAAAGCACAUUUCGAACACACCCCGUACGCCUCUCGCAGAUAUCCCAUUUCAAGAAUCCACUGGGGUUCCUCUUCAUAGGGAGACAUCCCAGACCCAUUGUGAUUGUUUGCCACAACUUUCCAAGAAAACCCUAAGCUUUCAGUCACUACCUCUCCACUCCACACUCUCACUGGUAAUCAACACAAUCAACUCAACGGGGACUGCCUUUGGAAAGUCCCAGUCCGCCACCAGUCCAACGGCUUUGCCCAAACCUGAAGACAACGGUCAUCCCCUAAAUCCCCCACGUACUCCUCGUAUUCAGGUCCAUUCUCCUGAAACGGACCUUGCUAAACCGGAAUCUCUUCUCAACCAUGUCUCUGCGCCCUUUGACAUGACAGAAUUGGAUCACAAUGACCCCGAUACAUCUAGCGAUACCUCGCUUCUUGCACCACCUGUUCCACGGGAAAACCGUGUUCAAGCCUCGUCAGACGAUCUUAUCCGCCAAUCUCUCGAUUUGCACACAUCAUUUCAACUCCAACUCCAGUUCCCCGAGUCCAGUUUCGAUCUUCUCAAUGACAAGAUAUCGUUUCUGGAUGGAAGCUCGAGAGCGUUACCAUCAUUUUUAUUGGAGGAUGACAGUGACGAUUUCGAAGGCAAGAUGCACGAUGAGGAUACAGCCGAAGAAGGCUCAAGUGUCACUCCCACCAAUUCCCUAACACCCGAGAAACUACCCGUUACAUAUGAAAACAUUUCACCAGAAGGCGACCCUAGUGCUCAGCCAACGUCCCCAAUUUCCCCGACAGCUAUGAUACCUACUACGGCAAAAGUAGAGUUAACCAUCGGAAUAUCGUCCCCUAAAGGAUCUAAAGUCUCAUCCAUGGUCCCAAAGGAACCGGAUACAGCCGCACUUCUCGCUCCCAUUGCGGUGGAACGUGGAGCUAUCUUCUCCACUCCAGGUUACCGCAAUAGCGUUCCUUUCAUUCCACCCGUACCAGCACUGCGUAUAAUAAAGCGCACCAAACGUUUUCAAGCCAAAGUACCCAAACCAUCGGAUGCGGCUGCAACAUGUCCUCCUUUGUGCAUGUCACCUGCUUCGGAGAUUUCUGGGGAAAGUUCUGAGAUUUCAGGUCACCGGCCUCAAAUAAUAAAGGAGCAAGUUGCCAGACCUCCAUCCUCUUCAACGACUGUCCCAAUGCGACGCGACUUUGCAUCCAUCAGGGAAGACAAAGCCCCCAGUGCUCCAGCAAUCCGACUCACUAGGACUUCGCAACCAGUGCAACCAGCCAAACCUGGGGGGCCCAUGCCCAUGCGCAUAGCUCCUGCAAUGUUUUCAACCUCGCGACCACAAAAUAUCUUAGCGCAACGCGGCCUUUCGCAUCAGACAUCUGGAGCGGGCUCGAACGGAAAUGGGAAUGUGAUCAGCUCAAGAAGGGUACUGGUGCCUGAAGCUGAUCAUGAGAAACUCGUAGCCAAGCCCAAUCCUUCUUUUGAAGCAGCAAAGCGAACGGAACAAGGCUUGGGAAGAGCUGUGAAGAUGGGCUCAGCGCCUCCAGCUCGUACUACAUAUAAUAUCGGAGGUAUGUCUUCUGGUGUGCCUCGACCUGCGGGAAUGGGGUCAAGACUUCCAGCUCCUACAUCUGGGAUUGCCCGUUUCAAAGGGACAACCACUGCUGUCAGCGGAGGCGUAGCUAUUCGAGGACUUCCCGCACCCAGAAGGGCUACUUAAUCACCCUACACUCGACUUUCUACACAACGUUCAGUCCUCUGCCUUCGAUAUAUGUUGCCGUCGCAUCGAUCUGACAUUUCUUCCUCAUCCCCUUUACGGAUUCACGAAGCCAUAUUGACAUUCCCCGUGCUUUUUCAAUACCCCAGUCCUCAUUGCAUCUGCACAGUACUAGACCAUAAGCAUCCACCAUUUCAAUUCCCGUAUCAUCAGUUGGCUAUUUACUUGUAGGUGAAUAUACACUCGUGUAUGCGUAAAGAUGGGCGGCCCAGCCAGUUCAAUUAAAUAUACAGCCCACUCGACCUAGAACCGGCGAUAUCGUGAAGUUGAUCAGUGCGAGUAAACUCAAAUCCCUUCUUCAGUCUGCGAGACUCGAU